Scleropages formosus (Asian bonytongue) is the source of this 2449-nucleotide messenger RNA. RefSeq names its product Yip1 domain family, member 5 (gene yipf5). Gene Ontology annotation, biological process: regulation of ER to Golgi vesicle-mediated transport; vesicle fusion with Golgi apparatus; endoplasmic reticulum to Golgi vesicle-mediated transport. The transcript has 6 exons. Gene Ontology annotation, cellular component: trans-Golgi network; membrane. Lineage: Eukaryota; Metazoa; Chordata; Actinopteri; Osteoglossiformes; Osteoglossidae. The record is from RefSeq and is a predicted model, not a curated record. Bases 92 to 871 code for a protein of 259 amino acids.
CCGGAAGUGUUGGUUUUCUGUUCCUCUUGACACGUAGCAGCAGAGCUUAAGAGAAAAUAGUGUAAAGAGGGCUUUAUACAGGGAGAUUGAAAUGUCAGGUUUUGACAACUUCAACGCAGAUUUCUACGAGUCAAGUUACAGUGUAGAUGACCAAGGACAGGCUUCAUAUGGCUACAGCAACACAGAGGACUCUUACAAUAAGCCAUAUGGGAGCUAUGGGUAUGGCCAGCAGGCAGGGUACAGUACCCCAGCCCCAGGCAUGAUGCAGCACCAGCAGCCCUACAUGGGACAGAUCUACCAACCCACACCAGCCUUCACACCAUCUUCCACACAGUCUAUGUAUGGCAGCAGCUUUGAGGAUGAGCCUCCACUUCUUGAAGAGUUGGGGAUUAAUUUUGACCACAUCUGGCAGAAGACACUGACAGUGCUGCACCCCUUGAAGGCAGCAGAUGGCAGCAUCAUGAAUGAGACAGAUAUGGCGGGUCCCAUGGUGUUCUGUCUUGCCUUUGGAGCCACGCUUCUACUGGCUGGGAAGAUCCAGUUCGGAUAUGUAUAUGGCAUCAGUGCCAUCGGCUGCCUGGGCAUGUACUGUCUGUUGAACCUGAUGAGCAUGACAGGAGUGUCCUUCGGUUGUGUCGCCAGUGUUCUGGGCUAUUGCCUCCUUCCCAUGAUCCUCCUGUCUGGUGUGGCUGUAGUCUUUUCCCUGCAAGGCAUGAUGGGAAUAGUUAUCACUGCUGUGAUUAUUGGCUGGUGCAGUUUUUCUGCGUCAAAGAUCUUCAUCUCAGCUCUUGCCAUGGACGGCCAGCAGCUCCUGGUGGCGUACCCGUGCGCCCUACUGUAUGGUGUGUUCGCAUUGAUAUCCGUCUUCUGAACUGCACAGUUGGCCAGGACACAACCAACGACUCAAAAUAGGACUAGUAACCGACGUCCACCCAUCCUAAAGUGUCAGAAAGCAAAGAUCGUUUGGCACAUUCCACCCCUGCCUACACGAAGGGAUGAACGCGAGUCUGCCGAAGCAAACACACCAGGCUUUCCCCAGGACCUCUGGGCAUGGCAGAUACUCUUAUGUUGAAAACAGAUGUAUUGUGCUUUUGUGAGAGUACAAUAAUUGCGCGAUUUUGUUUCUUUUCUGAGGUUUAUUACUUAAUGUGGCCUUUAGAAAUGGUUUUCACAGGUACCAUUAUUUGUGCAAAAAAUAGAAAUUAAAGUUAGAAUUUUUAUCAUCAGUGCUAAACUUCAAAUAUUUAUGUUCAUUAUCAUGUCUACUUUUUUCAUGUAGCUGGUUGCAUCAGCGUUGUCAAGAUCUCAGCAUGGGUGACUUUUUUUUUGUUAAUUCUAUAUUAAAUGGAGUGCAAUUUUUCAUACAUUUUGUUGGAAUGUGUCACAUUCGGUGUGCUAAGGAUGUGCAGAACCGACUGACCAAAGCACUGGGGUUGCCUUUGUGCCGAGUGAGAUCACAUCAGGCUGACACUUGACUGGGUGUUAUUUGUAGUAACAUAUGUGAGACAACAGGGGGCGAUGUAUGCUGCUCUGCAUAGCUGCAUACCACUAUAAACCCAUGUGCUGCAGGCCAUCAAUUUAAACUAGUUUAUAAUUUGCUGUUCGCUGUCCUCUGUGUGCCGCAUCGAUGAAGAGCACAGUAAUAUCGUCUUCGGUGUUCCUGGACUUCAUCCUAUCCUGUACAUGUUUGUUUAAAUAAAAUUCACUCCAGUCCACUGCAAAGAAUCUAUUUUAAUACUGGGGCAGAACAAUGGUUAAUGUCAUUGGCACUGUGAUUCAGACUGAUCAAAUGGGUGACCUGACUCUAACACCUCAGUGUUCAAAGCCUUUCUUUCCCAUUCCACUUGCAUUGUUCCUAUCUCAAAAGUAUAAAUAAUUUAGUAUGUUUUCUGUCAGCUCGGGCACUAGGUUGUGCUUUAUUGUACAUUCUAAUUUAAUCAAAUUAUUUCAAAGCACACUGCAGUUAAUGGUAAUCAUUUUGUGUUUUUCCAUUGUCCAGUCCCCCCUCAAUGCAGUUUUUGCUUAAGUUGGUGCACUUUACAUGAGCAGGAUCUAAAGUGUCAAUGAUGUGAAAAUUUUGCCACUAUGAUAUUAGUGUUUGUUAGGAGGAAGCAGUUGCCCAAAGUCUCAAUGUUUUCAUUUGCUUAAGUAAUACAGUAAAGUAAAAUGUUCAUUGUUUAUUUGAACUUAUAGCAUUGUAUACAGAUUUAUAUGCUGUACAAUUAACUUUGUAUGUCUGAAGUCCUAAAUGUUCUAUAUUGGUAUGGAACUUGAAAAUAAAAGGGUGGCAUAUCAUUUUUGUUUUGCCUCCCUUUUAUGGAUAUUAAUAAUACAUUAUCUUGUUUUGGUAGUCGUUUAAGGUAAUGUCAAACUGACAUUCUGGUCUUCCAGUGGCACAUGUGCAAUUUCUUUGUCUGAAACUCAUUUCAAAGAGGCCCAUUGUGUAUGU